This is a messenger RNA of Ophidiomyces ophidiicola, 717 nucleotides long. RefSeq lists its product as uncharacterized. Bases 1 to 717 code for a protein of 238 amino acids. The transcript has a single exon. NCBI's taxonomy places the organism in Eukaryota, Fungi, Ascomycota, Eurotiomycetes, Onygenales, Onygenaceae. The record is from RefSeq and is a predicted model, not a curated record.
AUGCCCGUCGUCAUCGACACCGCCAUGCGCACGCCCGGCUACCCGGACGAGGCGUACUUCUUCAAAAACACUCGCUACCUGCGCAUGUGGUGGAAGCCCGGCACGCCCGAGGAGCGCAAGGUGUUCGGCCCCGCGACCAUCAGCCAGGAAUGGAAAGUCAUCGGCGAGGCGGGCUUCACGCGCAUCGACGCGAUGCUGCCGAGCACGCGCGACCCGCAGAAGUACUACGCCUUCAGCGGCAGCCGGUACGUGCGCGGCAGCUUCGUGCCGGGCACGGCGACGGAGAGCAAGCUGUUCGGGCCGGCCAACAUCGUGGACGAGUGGAAGACGCUGCGCGACGCGGGCUUCGACUGCGUGGACGCCGUGCUGCCGAUCCGCAGCACCGACCCGGCCGCGGGCUUCGAGGAGGAGGCCUACUUCUUCUGCGGCACGCGCUACCUGCGCAUGCGCUGGACGCCGCAUACGCCGCGCGAGGAGCUGGUGUUCGGCCCCGCGCCCAUCGCCGCCGAGUGGAAGACGCUGCGCGACGCCGGCUUCGAGACCGUCGACGCCUUCGUGCCGAACCUCGAGGCUGCGCGGCCCGGUGAGGUCGAUGUGUACGCCUUCAGCGGCCCGCGCUAUGUGCGCUUCUCGUUCGAGCCCGGCACGCCCAAGGAGACGAAGAUCUAUGGCGUCGCGGAGAUUGAUGAUGAGUGGAAGACGCUGCGCGAGUUGUAG